Molecule: messenger RNA, 654 nt
Organism: Trichophyton rubrum CBS 118892
Lineage: Eukaryota; Fungi; Ascomycota; Eurotiomycetes; Onygenales; Arthrodermataceae
Exons: 6
Coding region: 1-654 (217 amino acids)
Cellular component (GO): peroxisomal membrane
Source: RefSeq, a predicted model, not a curated record
AUGGAUGCCAUAAAGGCCAGCCUCAAUGAACUCAUCCGCAACCCUGACCUCGCUCCUCUAUUCGCCAUCCUUAAAGGCGCUCGCAAUGGUGCGGUAUACGGCGCCAAAGUCCGAUUUCCACAUGCACUGGUGAUGAUAUUUUUGUUCCGGUCUGGAAGUCUAAAGAAAAAGAUAUGGAUGGUGUUGAACGCUACAAGGACACAUGCUCGAAACCUCGCCUAUUUUGCCGUCGUAUACAAGUCAUCCAUGUGGGCUUUGAAAUAUAUUGGCCCUACCGGCUGGGGUAAGGAGGGUCCAUAUGAUACCUUCCUAGCCGGCCUAUUAGGCGGAUAUCUUGUCUUUGGCAGAUCUCCAGGAGACGUCAGUCUACAGAUCGUCAUCUACGUUUUCGCACGAGUAAUGCUAGCCCUAGGGAGACUUUCCAUAGCACCCAACCAGCAUCCACUAUCGUUCCUCAUCACACCAAAGGCACGUGAAAACAUAAGUGAGGCAGCAUGGCCGUGUUUUGCCAGUUUAAGCUGGGCGAUGGUCAUGUAUAUCUUCCGCUGGCAUCCGGAAAGCAUUCAGAACAGCCUGAGAAGUAGCAUGACAUACAUAUAUGUGGAUUCCGAUUCUUUCGAUUCUAUCGAUACACUACUUAUUCGAAAUAAAUAA